Linum trigynum is the source of this 2878-nucleotide messenger RNA. NCBI's taxonomy places the organism in Eukaryota, Viridiplantae, Streptophyta, Magnoliopsida, Malpighiales, Linaceae. The record is from the annotation of a GenBank genome assembly.
GACAAUAACCAUUGAAAAAUAAUAACUCUAAUAAAAAUAAACAAAAGAAGUAUACUACCCAUCAGUCCAGCAUAAAACUAGUUAAACUAACAAUAUAAUAUAUUUUUAAUUGGUAGAAAAGUCUUGACCUGUUAUGGGAUUUGAACAUUAUUUACUAGUUACUACAUCCGAGCAUCAUAAUGGGGUUGCAAAAAAAAAAAAAAAAAGGCCCAAUUCCUAAUGGAGAAAGGAAUUUCAAUUUGUAGCCUUAACCAAAAUCGGAAAGCUUGAGAAAAUGAGGGGGGGGGGGGGGGGGGGGGGGGGGGGGGGGGGGGUUAAAAUAGAAAAUACAGACAAAGAUGAACCGAAAUGAAAUUUUAUGAUGUCAUAAUGUACGACUUGAAAAAACAUCGCGGAUAUCAGACACAUUCAAAUGAUAAUAUUCGGGUGAAAAUAAUUCAACUGUUUAAAAAAUACUUAUCACCUUCGAAUCAAGAUCAAGGAAAUGACAACUAUGCUGGUGGCAGUGACCAAGAUAACAGAGGGUUGAACACCACAACAUUAAGGCCGACUACUAAAGACUGCACAGGUUAGAGCAAUUAUCUCAUAGCAUGAUCUUAAUUAUGUUCUCGUGCUAGGUUUACGAAGUAAAACCCAUGACCUGGGCCGUAUACAACGGUCUGGUCUAGUACAAAACGGAUCGGGCGAGAUCACCAAGAACCGUUAUCGAAUAGUAAAUCAUAUUUUAGAAUUAAGGAAUGGAUCAUCAAUGUAUUCGGUCGAUUCCAAAUGUCAAUUUUGCUCGUUUUUUUCAGUAUUUUUAAAAUUCAUAUGACAGGUACCAAAACCAUUUUAUAUUAGGCACAUUUGGUCCCAAUACCGUCCGGUAUGGAUUAAACAAUUGCACAUGCCCAAAUUCAUGGCUAAGUCGCUGGGCCAGGAACCGAUGCUCUCGAUUUAGGCACGACAGGCUGAAAUUGCAAGAGACGGGCCCCGAUUCGGCGGCCGGUAAUAAUGGGCCGAUCAGCGGGUCUGGGCUGCUUUACGCGACAGUAAGAGCACAGCCAGGAGAAAUUCCAAGAACAAACAUAGCCACAAAUACAAAUUUCCAGCAUGGAUGGUCCUCAAAGCAUCGAACAAUCCAGCUGAGAAGACUGUCCUUAAUUGGGAAAGACUGCAAAAUUUCAGGUACAUAUCCUUUCCCUUUUCAUUUAUGGUGAAUGGGCAUGGCUGUUGUUUUAUUAUGCGCAGCGACACCGACGUCGGGAAUCUAUUGACUGCUGACGCUGAAUUUUCCCUAUUUAAACGACGGCUGCUCUCAUUAGUCGCCACAAAAUAGAAAUCGAAUAGAAAACGGAGGAAAAACGCAAACUUUUCCACAUCCAUGGAGAAUCAGCAGCACCAGGGAAGAAAUGGCGCCGCCGCCGCUCCUACCGCCGAGAAUCGCUUCUCCGUGUUGAACUGCAUCGAUCUCUCCAGCCCGGACACUCAAAAUUCGGUUUCGUUGCUCAAACAGGCGUGCUUGGAUUGUGGGUUUUUCUACGUGGUGAAUCACGGGAUAAGCCAGGAAUUCAUGGCGGAGGUGUUUGCUCAGAGCAAGAAGUUCUUUGAAUUGCCGGCCAAGGAAAAGAUGAAGGUGUUGAGGAACGAGAAGCAUCGAGGGUACACUCCGGAGCUGGACGAGCUAUUGGAUCCUGAGAAUCAAGUUCAUGGAGAUUAUAAGGAAGGGUAUUACAUUGGAGUAGAAGUCCCUGAAGAUGAUCCUGAAGCAGAGAAACCAUUUUAUGGGCCCAAUGUUUGGCCAUCAUCAGAGGUUUUGCCCGGUUGGAGAGAAACAAUGGAGAAGUUCCACCAGCAAGCUCUAGAGGUAGCAAGAGCAGUUGCGAGAAUCAUAGCUCUUGCGCUUGAUCUAGAAGCUGAUUUCUUUGAUAAACCCGAGAUGCUUGGUCACCCCAUUGCAGUAAUGAGACUGCUGCAUUAUGGAGGUCAGGUGUCCGAUCCCUCAAAGGGAUUAUAUGGAGCUGGAGCCCAUUCUGACUAUGGUUUGAUUACCCUUCUAGCCACAGAUGACGUCUAUGGCCUUCAAAUAUGCAAGAAUAAGGAUGCUCAACCUCAAGUGUGGGAAUAUGUUGCACCAAUGCAAGGAGCUUUCGUUGUGAAUCUUGGUGACAUGUUGGAGAGGUGGAGCAACUGCAUUUUCAAAUCCACAUUACAUAGAGUUCUAGGAAAUGGUCAAGAGAGAUAUUCCAUUGCAUACUUUGCCGAACCAAGUCAUGAUUGUCUUGUCGAAUGCUUGCCUACAUGUAAAUCAGAGAAGAAUCCUCCCAAGUUUCCGCCAAUCACAUGCAGCACAUACCUGAGCCAACGGUACAAGGAUACUCAUGCCGAUUUGAGCGUUUAUAACCAGAAGCAACAACAUACCUGACUUGCUUUCUGUCCAUAAAACUAGCACUCCUCAUAUAGUCAUAUCCCUCUCAUCUUACUGGAGAAUAAGAAAGGCAAGUUUGUUGCCUGUAGGCCAGAGCUCGGCUGCAGAAGAAGCUCCCGAGUCAUGCCCUACCAGACAAUGUUACUUGUUGUACAAGUGUAUACUACGCAGUCACUUUAGUUAAAGCUGAACCAUAAGCUUCCCAAAUCAAUCCUCUGGCUCUUCAUAGUUAAUUCGUUCGCUCGAUAUCUCUACUCGGUACUCAACUGGUCAUGUGAAAGAAAAAGGAACAGCUUUGUUUCAUUUCUUUGUUUUGGUGCAGUAGUGAGUGUAGCAAUCCGCUGCCUACUUUCUUUGCAUGUAAUUAUCGAAGAGAUAUAUUGAGGAGUUUUGGGAUUGCAUUCGAAUGGUUUAGUGUGUACAUAGAAAGUUAUUGCCUUCAAAGUGUUCAAGUAAAGAUAGUGAACCAAG